AUGUCUUUCACUGCCAACUGUUCUUGUGUGAUCAUCACCUUGGCCCUAGCAACCUUGACAUUAACAUUUUCUGAAGGGUACAAUGUUCACAUCGUCAAUCGCUUUUGCAACAACGAUAAGCCAUUGACUGUUCAUUGCAAAUCUGGAGACGAUGAUCUUGGUAACCACACCCUAUGGAGAGGUCAGGAUUACAACUGGCAAUUUAACGGAAACUUUUGGGGUACAACUCUCUUCCACUGCAAUAUGAAACGGGAUUCACAAGAGAGAGACAUCAAAGUUUUUAGUAUUCCUGAUGAGGAACCCUCUGAGUGCAUGGAAACCAAGGAUUGCUUUUGGUUCGUGAAUGAGGAUGGUUUCUAUGUUGGCAAUAAAAAGUUCGAUUGGCGUUGA
Rosa rugosa (rugosa rose) is the source of this 390-nucleotide messenger RNA. Its product is annotated as S-protein homolog 5-like. The transcript has a single exon. NCBI's taxonomy places the organism in Eukaryota, Viridiplantae, Streptophyta, Magnoliopsida, Rosales, Rosaceae. Bases 1 to 390 code for a protein of 129 amino acids. The record is from RefSeq and is a predicted model, not a curated record.